This is a messenger RNA of Thamnophis elegans (Western terrestrial garter snake), 7360 nucleotides long. It is a transcript of the gene WIZ, whose product is annotated as WIZ zinc finger. Gene Ontology annotation, molecular function: RNA polymerase II cis-regulatory region sequence-specific DNA binding; DNA-binding transcription factor activity, RNA polymerase II-specific. Bases 290 to 6424 code for a protein of 2044 amino acids. NCBI's taxonomy places the organism in Eukaryota, Metazoa, Chordata, Lepidosauria, Squamata, Natricidae. The record is from RefSeq and is a predicted model, not a curated record. The transcript is spliced from 14 exons. Gene Ontology annotation, cellular component: nucleus. Gene Ontology annotation, biological process: regulation of transcription by RNA polymerase II.
AAAGGAGCCAUGUCCCCGGCGCGACAGCCUCGGCUGCUGUUGCUGCUGCUGCUGCUGCUGCUGGAGAGGCCGGAGCCGGGCGGGGGACCGAAGAGGAAGGGACGGCAGCGGCUCUGCUGCCCGAGCCAAGCAGACCAGCCGAGCCAUCCCUGAGCGCCCGGGGGGUGGUGGUGGUGGCAGAGGCGGCAGCGGCCCCCGCCACAGGAUGGUUGUCUGGCAGUAAUUGUUGCAAAUCCACCAAAGCCUUGAUGUUUGGUUUGUGAAAUUGACACAGCGGAAUCCACAAGGAAUGGAGAAAUCGGUUUCUACUGCUUUAUCAGAACAGGAGAAAGAGCAUGAGGAUGACCAAGGAAAAGCUGUGCCAAUGACCCUUGUGUCAAACAAAGAGGAUCUUAUUGCCCUUGAGUAUCCCCAAGAUGAGGUCAGCCUUUCUCACGGUAUCAUAUCUAUCACAACUCAGAAGAAAGAAGCCUGCAACAAGACAGAAGACUGCUUAAAAUUCAGGAAAGGCUGUUGCAAAGCAGAUCCUAACAGGUCCGUGGAUCAAAGAAGCACGAAUGUCUUGUGGGAUUGCUCUACGCUGGAGACAAUGGGUAGUGUCUCCAGGGAAGAAAGCACUUUAGAAAAACUUUCUGGUUUGAAGGAUUCAAUGAACUCUAAAGAAGCUGAAUGGCGAAAUCCUUGUAACCCAAAGGAAUUCACUUCUGCAAUGGAAUCCAAACUCAUAACAAUGCUGCAGGUGAAUACUAAGGAUUUAGGAAGGGAGACCGAGCACUUACACUCUCAGGCUUCACCACCACUUGUUGGAGUACAGACUGUUAGUGAAGAUGAAAGAUACCAUAGCAGUGAACCAAAGCAUGUAGAUACCUUCAACAAAGAACACUUGAGCAAAAGUCAAGCCUUGGAGAAAGAAGACUUUCACAGAUUUGAUUGGAUUUCUGGGCACAGAGAAGGGCAUGGGCUACUCCCCCAAAAGAAGAGUAAAUCACCAGAUGUAGCAACAAACCUGUCUGUUAAGAGACAAUCUGCGCGAGAAGCUCCUUUGUUGGCUUUGCCAGUAUUUAGAAAAAUGCUAAAUCCCCACUUAAAUAAAGCAAACAGUGUAGAGUGUGUGUUCUCUCCCUGGAAGGGACAGGCAGUGGAUUCUGAUAUAGAUGAAAUAAGUUCUGCUAAUCAAACUGAUUGGGUAUUAGAGAAAUCAGGACUUCAGACAGCUAUGGAUCUUGUUGUCCAUAAACAUGGUUGGACUGUUACUGACAAAGACACUAUGGAACAUGUUCCCCUGAGGUCUGUGGAAUCUCCUUCCUGUAGCACUUUUGAUGAAACAAGACCUUAUAUGUGCAAUGUCCUUUUGGAGGAGCAAGAAAAAGAUGAUGUUGGCCAAGAAGGGGAUCCAACUGUUUACACAUGCAUUGAGUGUAGCAUCUAUUUUAAGAUGAAAGAACAUUUGAUGGAUCAUAUGCUUCAGCAUAACAGAGGAUUAGAUCAGGACAAAGAAGGUACUAGAGAUCUGGAUCAGUUGACCUGUAAUGAGUGUGGAUGGGUUUUUGGGGACAUUGAGUCUCUAGACCGGCACAGGAGGCUUCAUCAGCAAUCAAGAGAAAAGAUCAUUGAAGAAAUCCAGAAGCUUAAUGAAUUAUCAGAUGAAGGGAGAGAUGCCAAGCUACAAUGCCCAAAAUGUGUGUUUGGAACCAAUUCUUCUAAAGUGUUUGUUCGGCAUGCAAAAAUGCAUGUUAGGGAAAGGAAAAAUCAAGGUUUGAAGAAUCUGUUUGGCAGUUCUGCUUGCAAUGAACCACAGAAUAGCUCUAUACACAACAUGCAUAAACAUUUAAGGCUAAAUGAACAUAUAUCUCAAGUUGCACACGAUGCACACAGUAGAAAUAAAAAGCUUAGCAUUUGCACGCUUUGCAGCUUCCCUGCACCAGAUGAAAAGAUUUUAAAAGAACACAUGGAAUAUGCUCAUUCCCACCUGCCAUGGAACAUAGAGACUUUGGAAGCAGACAUGAACCAACCUGGGACUAGUAGGGAUGACUAUAACCCUAGCAAGUCAGGACGAUUUUUGGAAAGUGAUUAUUUGAGCAAAACAGACAGACCCUUUCCACAGUACCACUGUGAAACUAUGCCCCACUACAACUCUUCGUUUGAGUGCACAGCUGGUCACCCGAAAUUUCACAAAACUAACAGCAUAAAGGACAUCCCAAUGCCAGGAUUUCGGGCUAGGAAACGAGCUCCCUAUAACUCCUCACAGAAUGUCUUGACAAUGUCCACUCUUACCUCAUCAAAAGCUCAUUCUCCAUAUGCCUUGAACCAAAUGAGAAAUAAAAGCACAACUCUGCCCCUUGAGACUGAGAGAGAGAAUAUCCAAAGCCAUUCAGGUGGGUUGGAGGAACAACCGUACAAAUGGUUAUCUAUAAACAAUAUUAGGAUGACUGAAGAAGAAUUCCCUUUGACGACAGAAAUAGAAUUAGCACAGAAGAGAUACUUUAAACCUUUUGUUAUUCCUCAAUCUGUCUUGGAACUCAAAAGGACUUUUGCAGGCACUUUGAAGGCAAUGGAUUGUACAACCCUAUCAGCAGGACAGCAACAGCAAUUACAUCAAAUGGUUCCUAUUGUUCUUGUUGAGGAAAUUAAUAUUUAUCCCAAAAAAAGGAAGAAGCCGAAGAUGAAGAAUCUGAGAAAAAAGUUGUCACCUGCAAGACACUUUGGAAUGGAGGAAUCUCUUCCCUUAAGUGUAUUUCUGUUAGAUUCUUCUCUAGAAGGAUCUCUUGAACUGGAUGAUCUUCUGGGUACAGAUUCCACAAUGCUGAAAAAUGAGGAAAGAAAAUGCCCGUACUGUCCUGACAGAUUCCACAAUGGGAUUGGUCUAGCCAAUCAUGUGCGGGGCCACCUGAACAGGGUGGGUGUGAGUUACAAUGUCCGUCACUUCAUCUCUGCAGAAGAAGUGAAAGCUAUUGAGCAAAGAUUUUCCUUCCAAAAGAAGAAGAAAAAAGGUAUUGCAAACUUUGAUCCAAGUACGUUCAGUUUAAUGAGAUGUGAAUUCUGUGGAGCUGGCUUUGACACACGUGCAGGGUUAUCCAGCCAUGCCAGGGCCCACCUGCGUGAUUUUGGCAUCACUAACUGGGAACUUACCAUUUCACCAAUUAAUAUCUUGAAGGAGCUACUAGCCAAUUCAUCUGAACACCCCGUGUUGCAAUAUGUGAUGGAAACAGACCCCUCAUCUCCAAAUCAAGAAAAAGAGAUGCUUGGGUUCGGACCCUGCAAAACCACACUCCCCAUAUCUGAUUACAACAUUUCACAAUCAACUUUUUCCCCUUUCCCUUCUUCCUGGGGAGAUGAGACCAUGCAGGCUUUCAGACAUGUUAUGGUUUCUGAGGAAGAAGAGGAGAUGAUUACCUCAGCGAUGAGCUCCCCACUCCUCCAGAAGAAGAAUUCUCUGGCUGGGUCACUAGAUCAGAUUCCAAACCGAAUAGGAACCUCACUCUCUCCUGAAUCUUCAAGCAACAAGGCAGACUCCCAGGAUGCCAAAUUUACUUCAGGUGACCCUUCAUCUGAAUAUCAAAAGAAAAACAAAUUUCAGGAGAUUAUGAAACCCACCUCAAAUUUUGCAACACCAAACCUCACGAAAUGUGAGGUCUGUGGCACCUGCUUCGAGACCCGCAAGGGCCUGUCCAGCCAUGCGCGUUCUCACUUACGGCAGCUUGGUGUGGCUGAGUCUGAGAGCAGUGGAGCUCCCAUCGACUUACUUUAUGAACUGAUGAAACAGAAAGGAAAAAUGGACAGCAGCCCCGUCUCUCCAAGUCUUAGCAAAAAAUCUGCCUCUCCCAAAGAAAGGUCUGCAGGGUCCUCACGGCCCACACUGCUGCUGCCUCUCGACAAAGCUUCGGAAAGGUCACAAGAGCCACCUGUAAACAAAGCAGUCAAAUCCCCUCCAGGUUUCACCCCCAAGAAUGUUUCCCAACCAGGAUCUCCCAUACUCAAGAAAAUGGCAUCUGCUCUGCCUGGUUCUCCUCCACAAAAGAACCCUGAAGACAAAAGCCCCAAGCUACCGUUGGGCCCUCUGCAGAGUCCACCUAAAACACAGUGGUCACAACUGGAGGAAGAAGGCCCUUUAAAUCUAACUGUAGAUAGUGACUCGGGCAGAGAAAUUGACUGCCAAUUAUGUGGUGCUUGGUUUGAAACCAGAAAAGGGCUGUCAAGUCACGCUAGAGCCCACCUGAGACACCUGGGAGUGAGCAAUCCAGAUGCUAAAGGAUCUCCUAUUGAUGUUUUAAAUGAUCUCAUCAAAAAUGAAGACUUCAAAGGCCGUCUUUCCUCUCUCAUCCAUAGCGAGAGAGACUCAUUAGGGGAGAUUGGGAGUUCUGAUGGACACAGCCCAAAGAGCACAGCUACAGCAACACCUACCACAGGCAUGAAACAAGCACACUCACCAAGGCCUUUGGGCAAACAGCCAUCUAUACUCUCACCUCACUCCCUUCCACCAUCCAAGAAGCUGAAGCCACAUGGGCACAGGCUGUCACUUGUGGCCAGUCUACAAAGGAAACAGGGUCUUUCUUCCAGUGCGUACUGGGCAUCAGAUGCUGAGAUGGCUCCACUCAAUCUCUCUUCUGGUGCAGAACCUGUGCGGGACAUCAGAUGCGAAUUCUGUGGGGAAUAUUUUGAGAAUCGCAAAGGGCUCUCCAGCCAUGCCAGAUCCCAUCUACGUCAAAUGGGGGUAACUGAAUGGUAUGUGAACGGUUCUCCAAUUGACACACUCCGAGAAAUUCUGAAAAGGCGAGCUCAACCUCGGACCAGUACCUCGAGUUCCCCAGCACAUAGUCAGAAGUCAAUUACCCAGUCUGUUCUUGGAGGCUCUCUGGAACCCUGUAGCCCAGGAGAAAGCCACAUGCCUGGGAUCUCUAAGAAGGCACAGCAGCCAGGGAGCCCUAUGGGGCACUCGCCUACCUCUUCGCCUCCCCCAACUGCUAGAAAAAUAUUCUCUGGGCUUCCUUCUUCUUUGCAUAAGAAAUUGAAGCAAGACCAAUUACGAAUGGAAAUCAAGCGGGAAAUGAUCUCUGGGGGACUUCAUAAUGAAUCGCAUCUGUCUGACAGAGCCUGGUCACCACGGGAGGAGAUGUCUCCACUCAACCUCUCUGCUCGUGCAGACCCUGUCCGGGAAAUUCGUUGUGAAUUUUGUGGCGAGUUUUUUGAGAACCGGAAGGGGCUGUCCAGCCAUGCCAGGUCUCACUUACGUCAGAUGGGUGUAACUGAAUGGUCAGUUAAUGGAUCUCCCAUUGAUACACUACGUGAAAUCAUAAAGAAAAAGAACAAGCCGUGCUUGAUAAAGAAGGAGCCAAACACAAUGAGCAUUGAGCUUCCCACAGCUAUGGGAGACGAUGAUCCUAAAUCACCUGGAAAAAUUCUGCAGCCCAUGACAUUGUCUCCACUGGGCGGAAAGACUGGAAAACCAAAUCUUGGUCGGGAUAUGUCCUUGUCACUACUCAAGUCACAGGAGGGAUUCCUGGCACCACUCUCUGCUAAACGGCCACUAUCAGAUGAACGACUGGGUGGCCAUGAAAUGAAGCAUAAAACCUAUAUCCAAACUGAAUUACCAUUCAAAGCCAAGCUCUUGCAUGAAAAGCCCACUCAUACAUCCAGUGAAGCCUGCUGUGAACUCUGUGGCCUCUACUUUGAGAACCGCAAAGCACUAGCCAGCCAUGCUCGGGCACAUCUCAGACAGUUUGGAGUAACUGAAUGGUGUGUGAACGGAUCCCCAAUUGAGACUUUAAGUGAGUGGAUCAAGCAUCGCCCCCAGAAAGCUGGAGCCUAUCGCAGCUACAUCCAAGGUGGCCGGCCCUUUGCAAAGAAGUUCCGCAAUGCUGCUCACCUGCGUGAUGGUGAUCCCUCUGGGAAGAGAGUUGCUCUGAGCCUGCAGGCAGGCAGUCCUUCACUGAUGAGCAGAAGCCUAAGUGGGGAGAUGAUGCCAAACGAACACAGUAAAGCUGUGGAUGGUUGUGGCAGCAGUGAGCGACCUGCAAUCACAUCUCCUUUGUCGCUUGUAAAGGUGGAAGAGCAUCAUCAGCAUAACAUCAACAAGUUUGAACGGAGGCAGGCUAAGCCCAUUGAGGCUCCUCUACAUAGAGAAAAUGAAUCCACUGACUUACAACAGAGGGCUGAAGAGGUCCGCCAACCAGCCCCCAGAGUAAGACCAGUGCCCUCUUUGGUUCCUAGGCCACCACAGACUUCCUUGGUGAAAUUUGUGGGCAACAUCUACACGCUAAAGUGCAGAUUUUGUGAAGUGGAGUUCCAAGGACCCCUCUCCAUCCAAGAGGAGUGGGUGCGCCAUCUUCAGCGCCACAUUUUGGAGACUAACUUCUCCAAGGCUGAUCCGUUGAGAAGUGGGACUGAUAUGCCUGCAGCAGCACCACCUGUAGCUGAAGCCCAAUAGCAAAGCUCUUAGGAAACACCAGCAUUCCAGGCUUUCUGCCUUACAUUUCCAAAUGUACAAGAAUAAUGUUGAACAAAUAGGGGUGAACACAACGUUUGUUUUUCUGGGUUCUAUAGUUUCGCUACAGAGUCUAGGUAUUUGUAGACUUAUUUUGGACUUUAAGAGGCUAAGAGAAGAGUCCAGAUGUUGAGCACUAAAUAAAACCAUGUUGGGUUUUUUUUUUGGGAGAUGUCCUUAUUGACAGCAGUGGCAUUCCACACUAGAGCUUCUUGUGUGUGUUCUGUCUGCACAGAGGGAGGAUGUUUUUUAAAAAAAAGCAAAAAAGAAUUGUCCUUAACCUUCCAGUAAAUGCAAGUUUUUCCAAAGACACACUCUCCUUACAAAGAGAAAACAUGCACUUGCUCUGUUGCAGUUCAUGCUGUAGAAGAUGUUUUGGUGAGAGUUAUGAAUAUGAGGUUUUAGUGAAAGUUGUGAACAUGGGGGGUCAUUUUGAGCCCAAACAUAAACUGGGAGGGUAGAAGCAGAGCUAAUUUGCUGUGUGGGGAAAGCUAUUGAUUCUAUAUGUGACCUUAAUAUAUGUUUGAUUCCUUAGGUGACAAGUCUUUAGUUUCUGUGGACGUUGGAUCCUGUUGUGCAUGUUCACAUCCUCUAAUUGUGUGUAAUGGGGUUCUUCGUCCCAGUACGUUAUAGGGAAAAUCAAGAACUCCUUGACCAUAUACGUUUGCCUCUUCCUUACUUCCUAAUGUCAGUUGGUUAUCCUUGUUUCCUGUGGAAUUUUAUAUGUAGGCAAUCCUACUCUGCAAUACUAUGGCAGUUUGAUUUUGGUAGAGGGGUAAGAUUCUCUUUUAUCUUAAGCCUUGGGCUAAUGAUUGACCUCUGCCUAAAGAUGACAUGUCCUUCUGGCCAGUUCUGAAUUAAUAAAUUAUAUCCAGGAGC